Molecule: messenger RNA, 605 nt
Organism: Ceratitis capitata (Mediterranean fruit fly)
Lineage: Eukaryota; Metazoa; Arthropoda; Insecta; Diptera; Tephritidae
Exons: 2
Coding region: 84-545 (153 amino acids)
Biological process (GO): RNA catabolic process
Cellular component (GO): ribonuclease H2 complex
Source: RefSeq, a predicted model, not a curated record
GAUAACAUUACCCAUAUCGACGCGAUAAUUUUUUCAAUCUAAAUUCUAAAUACUCGGUAUCAUUUUCUUACUAAUAUACAAAAAUGAAUGUUUCUUUGAAACUUGGCAGAAAUACAGCAAAUAAACCUUUGGAAUUACAUUUUCUGCCAGCUAAAAUUUUCGAGGAUGGUACAACAGAUGUUGACAAUUAUUUCAAUUCAUAUACACGCAAAGGACUGGACGGAAUUUUGAUCAAUGCUGUACGAGGUUUUCCAUUAAAGGGAGAAAUUCUUAAAUCGCCAUCAAAUUACAGGGCAUUUGUAUUGCAAUCAUCUGAAAAGCAUUCUGAGGCCAAAGUAAUUCAUAAUAUGUAUAUAUCUGGAAAAUUCGACAACUUUACUUAUUGGAACUAUGAUAAAGUACCAAGUAAAGCGGACACAUAUAAACAAGCUUUGCAGAUGCUUGAUAUAUCCAAAGAGCUGUGUGCACCCGUUCUUGAUUCUGAAAUACUGAUUGAAAUAGAUGGAAUGGGGUUGGUCAUCGGUGGCCAAGAGAAUACAAUAUGAAAUAAGCAACCAAAAAUAAACUUAUAUAUCUUUAUUUGGAAUACAUAAAAACUAGAAUAA